This is a messenger RNA of Seriola aureovittata, 2558 nucleotides long. RefSeq names its product iroquois homeobox 4b (gene irx4b). The transcript is spliced from 6 exons. Gene Ontology annotation, cellular component: nucleus. Gene Ontology annotation, molecular function: DNA-binding transcription factor activity, RNA polymerase II-specific; RNA polymerase II cis-regulatory region sequence-specific DNA binding. Lineage: Eukaryota; Metazoa; Chordata; Actinopteri; Carangiformes; Carangidae. Gene Ontology annotation, biological process: neuron differentiation; regulation of transcription by RNA polymerase II; cell development. Bases 110 to 1351 code for a protein of 413 amino acids. The record is from RefSeq and is a predicted model, not a curated record.
CGGUAAAAACUCGCUCGGAACUAGUGUCAAAGGUAAAAAAAAGUCUACAUUUGUAACGGAUGCUGUUGGUCUGCGCUUCUGCUCCUGCCUCUCUGAUCUUGUUUGAGCCAUGGCUUACUCUCAGCUGGGAUACUCCUACUCCACCACACCGCAGUUCCUGAUGACCUCCAGCUCUCUGGCCGGUUGUCUGGAACCGGGAACGCCUCCAUCUCACCCGGUGCUGCGCUCCCCGGGCCACCAGCUCACCCCUGGCACCGGCAUCGGCGUCUACAGCGGCCCUUAUCCAAAGAGCCAAGGUUACUACAACACUUGCACCAGCGAUGCCACUGCUCUCUAUUCCAGAGGGCCACUAGAUCCCAAAGACGGAGCUGCAUCUGUGCAUGUGGGGACAUCUCAGACUCCUGCCUACUAUCCUUACGAAUAUACAUUUGGACAAUAUCCUUAUGACAGAUAUGGGUACUCCUGCUCUGACAGCGCUUCACGUCGUAAAAAUGCCACCCGAGAGACCACCAGCACCCUGAAAGCUUGGCUGCAGGAGCACCAGAAGAACCCUUACCCCACAAAGGGGGAGAAGAUAAUGCUUGCUAUCAUCACCAGGAUGACUCUCACACAGGUGUCUACAUGGUUUGCCAACGCACGCAGGCGGCUGAAGAAGGAGAACAAGGUGACAUGGUCACCGCGGGCUUGUAAAAGCUCUGAUGAUCGAGGCUGCGAUGAUGACAGUGAUGAAGCUGAGAAGCCACUUAAAAGUGACAAAGACCUUCCUGAUCAACAGUGCGCAGACCUGCAGAGCGAUCUUGAGGACUUCGACCUGCUGGAGUCUGAUGCUUCUGACUGUGAACCGAAGCCACAGUUCCUACCUGAGGACAAUGAAGCAAACCCAAACACAGAUCUCCCACAUGGGCACCUCACACACAAUGCAGACCCACUUCACGGAAAAGAGAGAUUGUCCCCGGACUGCCCCAAACUCACACCGGUGCAACAUCAAAACGCAUCCUUCUAUCAUAAUCCAGAGCUUCAAAACACAGGCUCCAAGCCCAAAAUUUGGUCCAUUGCUCAAACUGCUGUGUCUUUGGAUGCCAGCCUGCAGCCAGAAUACCCUCCCUGUAUGCUGUCCUCGACCGGGUCCUCCUCUCCUGUGUAUCCGUCAAGUAUGGGGCUCCCUAAGGCAGACAGGCAACAGGAAUCCCCAGUCGCCACGCUCAGAGAAUGGGUGGACGGAGUUUUCCACGGUGUCCCUUUCCAACAGCCCAAACCGGCUGAGGUGUGGAAAGGCUUGAAUGAUGCCAUGAUAGACAGCAGAAUACCUGGACAAUCCUUUGAACUUGUUAGGUCUACGUCAUCUUUGUAGUCCAACCAACACACCAUCAACGGAGUAUUUCAAAGAUUGCUGGACUUAAAACACAAAGUCUUUAUUUUGUUGUUGUGACGAGUUGAUCGUUCGCUAAGCUCCACCCCCUCAGUCACUGUUCAUACGGCUGUCAGUCUUUCUAUUUUCACACAGCACAUAUACAAUUUACAAUAACAGUGGCCGAUGUACCACUCUAACCUUUCAUUCACUUUUGAAACAAUUGGUCUUAAAGGCAGAGACAAAAUAAGGCUUCUUAUUCAUCUUUAGCUCCGUGAGUUUAUUAAAGCACCAACUCUAAACUUUUUUAAGUUGACUCAUUUUAAAACAAGAAUCUUGUAAAACAUCACUGAAAUAUGCACCUGAUGGUUACAUACAUGCUAUCUAGGUGAAAGACUGAGGCUAAAGUUUCAUGAUGAUCCAUAGAAGACAUGCAAGCUUUUACAGUGAGGACUGACCAAUGCGUUUCGCAAAUGCUAUCUCAGGUGACGUUUGCUCUGGUUGCUGGAGUGCAAACUAAACCUAAAUCCAAUAAUGAGCAGGACAGCACUGCUAACAUUAGCAUGGACUCUGAUUCCAUCCUGGGCUGACUUCCACACAGUGAGAAAAUGCCAGACAGUGAAUUUGCUAGUUGGGAAUGGUGCUUAAUUUUUCUCUUUUUUACAUUGUAACCGCACAGGUUAAUGUAGUUAAAGAUGUGUUUCUUGGCUUUGGAGAUAAUGCUUGGUUACUGCUGAUAGUAAGAUAGUUAGCUAGAAAUGCUAACAAUUGCAGUUUAUACGUUUAAUCCUUUCCUUACACUUUUGCACCUCCACCCUUCAGACUGGAUAAAUGCCCAGUAUUGUUCUCAUAACAGCCCCAUACACUCUGCUCUGACAUGUGGAGAACUCCAAAGCUCGAAAGACCUGCCGUGCCAAGUUAUGGUUGCUAAGCUACGACUUGAAAACUGCUGUCCAUCGAAGGGGUUUAGCGAACGGUCAAUUAGCAAUGUAUGAUGAUUUGGACAUUUUGAUAGGCCGUCACUCUACUGCAACUUUAGACUCUUAUGGGCCGCAGCCAUCAAUGGUCAAAUGUGAACGAACAACGGUCACCACACACCUCCCCGCAGCAAGGUUGUACGGGUCACACACAAGAAAAAAUAUACAGUAUUGUACACUUGCACUAUAGCCUGCACAUGCACUGAGUCACAAAAUAAAAGGUGUAUUCUGUA